AUGACCUUACUUUCAUCAUUUCCGGGAAUCCACGUGAUGACGGAUUGCAAGCUACUAACGGUCAAGGAUUGCUUCGGAAGUGAUGAUUGGAAUUGGAAUAGAAUUCUAGUUGGUGUAAGCGACGUGGCGAACAUUAAUACUGGACCGGGUUCCAACCUAUUUGCACUAAGGGAAAGGGUUGGCAACUAUAGAGUAGUGCAAAGUCCUGACACGAUUGGGUGGAGAUGGAGUAACAACGGAGUAUUCUCGGUCAAAUCGGUGUACAGAGCGUUGAGUGAUGGGGGUACAAGAGAUGGGCACGCUUCCAAGAUCUGGAAGCUCCAAAUUCCCCUCAAGGUUAAAGUAUUUUGUUGGCUGGUCCUUAAGAAGAAGCCUCUUACAGCUGAUAACCUUGUGAAGAAAGGCUAG
Messenger RNA from Ananas comosus (pineapple), 408 nucleotides. RefSeq lists its product as uncharacterized. The record is from RefSeq and is a predicted model, not a curated record. The transcript has a single exon. NCBI's taxonomy places the organism in Eukaryota, Viridiplantae, Streptophyta, Magnoliopsida, Poales, Bromeliaceae. The coding region runs from base 1 to 408 and encodes 135 amino acids.